GUUACUUACACCGACUCGUUAUUGUCGAGCGAAGUAACAGUCCCAUUCUUUGUAAGUUCAUCCAUAUCAUUCUCUGACUUGAAUAAAAAUGCGUGAGUGCAUCAGUAUCCAUGUUGGUCAGGCUGGAGUCCAGAUUGGAAAUGCCUGUUGGGAGCUCUACUGCUUGGAACACGGCAUCCAGCCUGAUGGGCAGAUGCCCAGUGACAAGACCAUUGGAGGUGGAGAUGAUUCCUUCAACACGUUCUUCAGUGAGACUGGAGCAGGCAAACAUGUUCCACGAGCUGUGUUUGUGGACUUGGAGCCAACUGUAAUAGAUGAGGUUCGUACCGGUACAUACCGCCAGCUGUUCCACCCUGAGCAGCUGAUCACUGGGAAGGAAGAUGCAGCCAAUAACUAUGCCCGUGGUCACUACACAAUUGGCAAGGAGAUCAUUGACUUGGUUUUGGACCGCAUCCGUAAACUGGCUGACCAAUGCACAGGUCUGCAAGGUUUCCUGGUCUUCCACAGCUUUGGUGGUGGCACUGGCUCUGGGUUUACAUCUCUUCUGAUGGAACGUCUCUCCGUUGACUAUGGCAAGAAAUCCAAGCUUGAAUUCUCCAUCUACCCAGCUCCCCAGGUGUCCACUGCAGUGGUAGAGCCGUACAAUUCCAUCCUGACCACCCACACUACCCUGGAGCACUCCGAUUGUGCUUUCAUGGUUGACAACGAAGCCAUCUAUGACAUCUGCCGAAGAAACUUAGAUAUUGAAAGGCCAACCUACACCAACCUGAACCGCCUCAUCAGUCAGAUAGUGUCCUCUAUCACUGCCUCCCUUCGCUUUGAUGGUGCCCUGAAUGUUGAUCUGACCGAGUUCCAGACCAACUUGGUGCCAUAUCCGCGUAUCCAUUUCCCCUUGGCCACUUAUGCACCAGUUAUCUCUGCUGAAAAGGCAUACCAUGAGCAGCUUUCAGUGUCGGAGAUAACCAAUGCAUGUUUUGAGCCAGCCAACCAGAUGGUCAAAUGUGACCCUCGCCAUGGCAAGUACAUGGCCUGCUGCCUCCUUUACCGUGGUGACGUAGUGCCAAAAGAUGUCAAUGCAGCUAUCGCUACUAUUAAAACUAAGCGUAGCAUCCAGUUUGUGGAUUGGUGUCCCACUGGUUUUAAGGUUGGUAUUAACUACCAGCCUCCUACUGUGGUUCCUGGAGGUGACUUGGCCAAGGUUCAGCGGGCUGUAUGUAUGUUGAGCAACACCACAGCCAUUGCUGAAGCUUGGGCUCGCCUGGACCACAAGUUUGACCUGAUGUACGCCAAGCGUGCCUUUGUUCACUGGUAUGUUGGUGAGGGUAUGGAGGAAGGAGAGUUCUCGGAAGCCCGUGAGGAUAUGGCUGCCUUAGAGAAGGAUUACGAGGAAGUUGGUGUUGACUCUAUUGAAGGGGAAGGAGAGGAGGAAGGGGAAGAAUAUUAACAUGAUUUUGACUUCACAACAUGGUGCUGCUGUAACAGGGAGCUAAGAUUAAAAUGCAAAACAUUGAGUGUUAAACAAUUGUUUAUUGAAGAUUGACCAAAUUGAAUUGGAUCUCCCUUUUCCUAUUGGGCAUUGCUGCAUGGUUAUGUCAAUGUGUUUGCAUUCCAUAAUUUUAAGCAAAUGUUCUGCUGUGCUUCGUCUGGGAGAAAGUGAGGACUGCAGAUGCUGGAGAUCAGUUGUGUGGUGCUGGAAAAGUACAGCUGGUCCGACAGCAUCUGAGCGGGAGAAUCAAUGUUUUAGGCAUAAGCCCUUCAUCUGGAAUGAGGGGCACAGUCUGCCCAAUGUUGACCCUCUGCUAUUCUAUAUCUGUAACUCUUGGAAGUAAUAUCAUGGCUUCAGUUCAGUGAACAGCUAAUGUUUAAGUUGCAAUGUGUGCUAAAUGUAAUGAGACAUAACACUUGUAAUAUCUGUAGCAAUAUACAUCUGAAUUGAGAUUGCUAUGCAGCACAAAGUAAAUUUGUCACAGAUGUAACUCUUGUUCUGUCUUUAUGGCAUUAUCAAUAAAUGAUCCCUGUCA
Hemiscyllium ocellatum (epaulette shark) is the source of this 2021-nucleotide messenger RNA. Its product is annotated as tubulin alpha chain. The transcript has 4 exons. Gene Ontology annotation, cellular component: cytoplasm; microtubule. Gene Ontology annotation, biological process: microtubule cytoskeleton organization; mitotic cell cycle. The record is from RefSeq and is a predicted model, not a curated record. The coding region runs from base 89 to 1444 and encodes 451 amino acids. NCBI's taxonomy places the organism in Eukaryota, Metazoa, Chordata, Chondrichthyes, Orectolobiformes, Hemiscylliidae. Gene Ontology annotation, molecular function: structural constituent of cytoskeleton; GTP binding.